AUGUUAUUCUCUCGCAUCACUAUCCCCUCAGCGCUGGGCCUUCUCCCCGUCGUCCAGUGCCUGAACGCCUCGCAUUUCACAUGGUACACGUCCGGCGCAUCGGACUUCGCAUCAACCCUACCAAUCGGAAAUGGUCGACUCGCGGCAGCGGUCUGGGGCACCCCCGUUGAGAAUAUCACGCUGAACGAGAACUCCGUCUGGGGCGGUCCAUUCAAAGACCGUGCGAACCCUGAUGCCUAUGACGCCCUGGGCGACGUUAGGGAGCUGCUUCAGAAUGGCAGUUUAACGGAGGCAGGGCAGCGUGCACUUGCUGAUAUGGUUGCCAUUCCGGACUCGCCGCAAAGUUAUCAUCCUGUUGCGAGCUUGGUGUUGGACUUUGGGCAUGAGAGGGAGGGUAUGGAGGAUUAUGUGAGGAGUUUGGAUACGUAUACUGGGACGGCGGAGGUGAGUUAUGUGUAUGACGGGGUUAGGUAUACCAGGGGGUUUGUGGCGAGUUAUCCAGGGGAUGUGCUUGGGUUUAGGGUCGAGGCUAGUGAGGAAGGGAAGUUGGAUUUGAGUGUAGCGUUGGAGAGGGAGAGGCUUGUGUUGGAGAACGAGGCGGAGGUGGUGGAUAGGGCUGGGAAGUUGGUGCUGAAGGCGGAGACGAGUGAGAAUGAGAAUCCGAUUCGGUUCGCUGCUGGUUUGAGAGUUGUUGCUGAUGGAGGUGAGGUCACGGGCAAUGGGUCCUCGAUCGUGGUGAGGUCGGCAUCGACUGUGAACAUCUUCUUUGAUACAGAGACCUCGUACCGCUAUGACAGUCAAGAGAAAUGGGAAGCACAACUAAAUGAUAUAUUGGAUGCCGCAGUUGAGAAAGGAUAUUCCGGUCUCCGAGAGGAAGCUGUCAAGGACUAUACCUCUCUCAUCGGACGUGUGAAUCUGGAUCUGGGCUCCUCUGAAUCUGCUGGAAACCAGACAACCGACACGCGACUGAGGAACUACAAGGAGAAGCCCGAUCAAGACCCUGAACUGGUCACUUUGAUGUUCAACUUUGGGCGGCAUCUGCUUUUGUCUUCGUCACGGCGCUCAGCCUCCCCUUCAUUGCCGGCCAACCUGCAGGGAAUCUGGAAUCAAGAUUACAGUCCCGCAUGGGGUGGCAAGUACACGGUGAACAUCAACUUGGAGAUGAACUACUGGCUCGCACAAGUCACCAAUCUGGCUGAGACCUUUGAACCGUUCGUGGAAUUAUUGGAGACAGUUCGUCCUCGUGGCGAAGCGAUGGCCAAAAGCAUGUAUCACUGCGACAGCGGGUUUGUCCUGCAUCAUAACACCGAUCUCUGGGGAGACACGGCGCCCACCGACAAUGGCACGGCCUAUACUAUCUGGCCGAUGGGGGGUGCGUGGCUGGCGUCUCAACUCAUGGAGCAAUACCGGUUCACCCAGGACAAGAAGUUUCUGGAAGAACGCAUUUGGCCUCUUUUGCAAAGUGCAGCCCAUUUCUACUACUGCUACCUCUUCACCUUCGAAGGCUACUACAGCACCGGCCCAUCCUGCUCCCCCGAAGCCUCAUUCAAGGUACCCUCAGACAUGACCAAGGCAGGCAGCAAAGAAGCCCUCGAUAUCGCCCCCACGAUGGACAACUCCCUGCUAUACGAGCUCUUCACCGCGAUCAACGAAACCUGCAUCACCCUCUCCCUAUCCAGUGACGAAGACUGCACCACCGCAGUCAAGUACCUCGCCAAAAUCAAACCGCCGCAGAUUGGAUCGAGCGGCCGGAUUCUGGAAUGGCGCAACGAAUACGAGGAAUCAGCCCCCGGCCACCGCCACAUGAGUCCAAUCGUGGGUCUCUUCCCGGGCUCCCAGCUGACCCCAUUGGUAAACGAGACCCUGGCCCAGGCUGCCAAGGGCUUCUUGGAUCGUCGUAUCGAAAGCGGCAGUGGAAGUACUGGCUGGUCGCGCGUCUGGACAAUGAACCUCUAUGCUCGCCUAUUUGACGGCGACGCCGUAUGGAAUCACACGCAGACCUUCCUGCAGACGUAUCCGAGCUCGAACCUGUGGAAUACGGACGGUGGGCCUGGUACGGCUUUCCAGAUCGAUGGCAAUUUUGGGUUUGUCUCGGGUAUUGCGGAGAUGUUGUUGCAGAGUCAUGAGGUUGUGCAUUUGUUGCCGGCGUUGCCGUCGGCGGUAGAGACGGGGAGUGUGUCGGGAUUGGUUGCUAGAGGAAAUUUUGAGGUGAGUAUAGAGUGGAAGGAUGGAGCGCUGGAGGAGGCAACGGUUCUAUCGAAGAGUGGAGGGAAGCUGGCGCUUCGAGUGCAGGAUGGAAAGUCGUUCUCGGUGGAUGGGAAGAAGUAUGCGGAGCCUGUUGAGACCGAGGCUGGCUCGACAUACACAAUCACCCUUUCGUAAAAGAUGGUUGGAUAUGUUCGGCGGUUCUACAUUUCCAUUCA
Molecule: messenger RNA, 2423 nt
Organism: Aspergillus steynii IBT 23096
Lineage: Eukaryota; Fungi; Ascomycota; Eurotiomycetes; Eurotiales; Aspergillaceae
Product: glycoside hydrolase family 95 protein
Exons: 2
Coding region: 1-2382 (793 amino acids)
Biological process (GO): carbohydrate metabolic process
Molecular function (GO): alpha-L-fucosidase activity
Source: RefSeq, a predicted model, not a curated record